AUGGCUUCUUCAUCUUCUUCCUCCUUAACCAACUCUCUCCUCAUCACUACCUUCCUCUUCCUCACUAUCUUCUCAUCCUCCCACGCUCUUUUCUUCACCUUCGUUAACAACUGCCCCUACACCGUCUGGCCAGCUAUCCUACCCAACGAAGGUCACCCCAACCUCGCCACCGGCGGUUUCGAACUCCGCACCUUCACCCACCGCUCCAUCAACGUUCCCGACACACACUGGGCCGGUCGCGCCUGGGCCAGAACAGGCUGCUCCACCACCAACAACAAAUUCACCUGCCUCACCGGCGACUGCGCCAACCGCCUCGAAUGCAACGGAGCAGGCGGUUCAUUACCCGCCACACUAGUCCAAUUCGACGUACAUCACGGCAACAACGACUUCUCCUCUUACAGCGUCAGCCUCGUCGACGGUUUCAACACCCCACUGACGGUUACACCUCAUGAAGGUAAAGGUCAGUGUCCUGUGGUUGGUUGUAAAGCAAAUCUCGUUGCUACGUGUCCUGAUGUUUUGCAGCACCGUAUUCCGGCGGUUCAUGGUCCUGUUGUGGCGUGUAAGAGUGGAUGUGAAGCUUUUCACACGGAUGAGUUUUGUUGUAGGAACCAUUUCAACAACCCUCAGACUUGUAAACCUACUGUGUAUACGAAUUUCUUCAAGCACGCGUGUCCCGAGACUUUUACCUACGCGCAUGAUACUCCUUCUUUGACUCAUCAGUGUUCUUCUCCUCGUGAGCUUAAGGUUAUCUUUUGCCACUGA
Messenger RNA from Vicia faba (fava bean), 762 nucleotides. Lineage: Eukaryota; Viridiplantae; Streptophyta; Magnoliopsida; Fabales; Fabaceae. The record is from the annotation of a GenBank genome assembly.